AUGCCAGAAGAAGUCCAGUUUGUUGUAACAACCUCUCCGGAGAACCCCAAGCCACAGAGUGACCUCCCCAAGCGGGCCUCCUGCGAUGCGUGCCGCCGGCGGAAAGUCAAAUGCGACAGAAACCAACCAUGCAGCCGGUGCACAGCCUCGUUCUACGAUUGCACCUUUUCCGAGCCAGCCCGCAAGAAGCGGAAGACGGCAACUGAUGAGAAGAUCGAACUGCUCGAGGGCCGAAUAAAGGCUAUGGAAGAAGCAUCGGCCCAGAAUGCGGCUGUUGCUUUAGUCUUGCCUAGUAGGCUCUUCGACACAUCCCGGGGACCACCGGUCGAUGUCGAGCUUCCACCCAAGCAUGUGGCGAGAAGGUUGGUUGACGCGGCAUUGGAUGCUCAGAUACUGUUUGGCAUCAUCCAUCGCCCGUCGUUCGAUAAUCUGUUUACGCUUGUCUAUUCGCUUGAUCGGUCUCAUUACAGCGCAGAGGAAUGGCGGUUCCUAGCUCUUUUAUACGCCAUUCUCGCUUACGGCGGUCUGUUUGUCGACUCGGCUGAGUAUCAGGACCACGAUGUGCUUUCAAAGUCGGCCCUUUACUACGAGAAAAGCUUACAGCUGCAAAACGUUGCCGAAUGCAAAGAUCUCGUAUCUCUCCAGGCCAUCUUUUUCAAGAUCCUGUACCUCCUCUCAACGACCCGAGUUUUUACCUGCUACACCUACGUGAGCACCGUGCUGUCAGUGGCUGUACGAAUGGGCCUCCAUCGAGUGGGAUCAUCCACAGCCCAUCAAGAUCUGAUACAGCGGGAGACCGGCAAACGAGUCUUUUGGGCUGUUUGGACGCUCACCAAUGAAGUUGCUGCUACCUGUGGGCUUCCAGUACUCCUCAGCAAUGAAGAGAUUGACCAAGAAACCCCAAUCGAAAUUAACGACUCGUACAUUGAGGCGCGACAAAUUUACCAGCAGCCGGAAGGCGAAGUCUGUCUCACGAGCAUCGCAGCUAUCUAUCGACGACUCCACCACGUUUUCCAAAAGGCCGGACACCUUCACCAUUGGGUUCGAGAGUUACCCGUCCACCUUGUCCUAGGAAAUGGCCCCGAGACCCCCAAACUUACAACAGCCCGGUUUACCCUCUGCAUAUUAUAUGCACACACUCAGCUCUACAUAUACCGGCCUUUUCUCCGGCAGUUCAUGAUGCAGACGGGCAGUCUAGAUCAGCCAGAUAGCACAACCUCGAAGUGGCUCGCAACAGUAUGCAUUCAGGCAUGCGAGAACAUCAUCAUCUUGUGCGAAGACAUGUAUAAACGGGGCCUGUUGCGCGGUGGGAAUUGGUUAAUAACUCGUGCAUUGUUCAGCUCGACUUUGACUCUCUUCUACGUCGUUCUAACGUCCAGGGACCCUGCGUCUCCCCAGACACAGUCCAUCUGUACCCGUUUGGCACUGGGAAGAAAGAUAUCAGACAGCCUUGCGAAGCGCAGCGGCCUUGCCCAUCGGUGGAAGGUUAUGAUGACGGUCAUGAUCGCAACCCUCCCAAGCAGUGCUCGGCAUAUCCAAGAGGAGCUCCUGAGUUUGGAAAACAAGCUUCCGGAGCUGGCUUUGUACCAAGCUAAAUCUUGUAUACCGGAUGAUGCCUACACGACCUCUUUGGGGGCAUCAGUACUGAAUCUCCUAGGCAGCGACAGCUCAACGGCUGAUAAAAUCAAGUGGCUAGCGCCUCAUCACCUCGAGGCCCUUGGCCUUGGCUGCCAUGAACAGGAAGAGCUUCGGUCCUCGUCGUGUAGACAGGCUCUGGAUUUGACUCGGGAUAUCAUACAAGGCUCUACUGAUUUACCUCAACUUGAUAACAAUGACAUUGGGGACUACUUUCUGGCGAGCAGUGCACCUGGAGGCAGCCAUGGGUCGGUGGGUAUGCCGGUGGAUGCGGGAGAAGUGGACUUUGGGGAUCUUGACGAAUUCCUGAAUCUCCAGAACUGGCUCUAA
Molecule: messenger RNA, 1965 nt
Organism: Aspergillus calidoustus
Lineage: Eukaryota; Fungi; Ascomycota; Eurotiomycetes; Eurotiales; Aspergillaceae
Source: the annotation of a GenBank genome assembly